AUGUGGCUUCCGCACGCCUCCGAGUCCGCACCCCCCCUUGCGUCCUUCGAAAUUUACGUCCGUCGGGCGCUCGCGCACCUCCGCCUGCGGCUCUACCUCGCCCUCAGCCGGCCGGCCGGCGAGCCGCCUUUCUCGCUCGCGUCCGGCGUGGCCGCGAGCACCAACUACCUCGCCCCCGUGCAGACCGACGCGAACGUGCGCUACUUCCGAUUCGGUAUACCGCUCGUACUCAAGCGCACGCCGCGCGGCGUGAGCACCGAGGCCGACGCGCUCCGCUUCCUCAACGCGCGCCUGCCCGACCUGCCCAUCCCGCGACUGCUCGACGUGGUGACCGUCUCGGAGCCCGUCGUCUAUCCGUCCGACCGUCCCAUCGAAGACGUUAUCGAUGGUGACGAGACUGAAGACGGCGGCGACCCGGAACCGGCCACCCGCACCUUCACGUACACGCUGCUCACGCGUCUUCCCGGCGUACGCAUGUCGGAGCUCAUGGACGCGUCCCCGGACGCUCUAACAGACGCCGACACCGCCCGCAUCGUGCGCGACGUUCGCGGCGUCAUCGACCGCCUCUGGAGCCUCUCCCCCGACCGCUCCCCCGCGCCGCACUCCGAAGCGGGGACUUCGGCUUCAUCCGGUCAUAUUAUUGGGCUUCCUCCGACAGGACCCCAUGACGACGGCGGACACGUCCAUGCCGUGAUGCUCAGCGCCAGCGGCCACGGCCUUCCUGACCCCCUCAAGUUUCACGCCGCCGCCGAGGAGUCGCUCGCGGGGCCCUUUCCCUCCACGCUCGCCUGCUAUGCCUACAUGGCCGGCACCUCGGACCCGGCCGCGCUCCCCGACCUCCUCGCGCACCCGCCCACCUACCGCCCCGCCCCCUCACCACCAAACUGCACGACGACAAAACCGGCUGAAACCGCGGACGACCUCGCGCCAGAAGCGGCGCUCGCCGUCCUCGCCGCCGACCCCGUCGUCUGGGUGCACACCGACCUCCGCCUACAAAACAUCCUCGUCCGACGUGAUCCUUCCAGCGGCGGCGCAUGGCGCCUGUCCGGCAUCGUCGACUGGCAGGACUCGGGCUGGCUCCCGCGCCAUUGGCAGCUUCACGUCCUCCGCCGGCCCCACUGGGGCUGCCGCGGAGCGUGGCUGCGAAUCUGGCUAGGCGCGGGGUGGAUAGAGUCGGGCGUGGAAGCGGACUCUGAAGUAGAGUCGGACACUUCGGUCGCUGCUAUUGGUCGGUUUGACGAAGCGACGGAGCGCGCGUACGAGGUGUCGAAGCGCUUGCUGGUUUACCCACUGUGA
This is a messenger RNA of Punctularia strigosozonata HHB-11173 SS5, 1296 nucleotides long. RefSeq lists its product as uncharacterized. The transcript has a single exon. The record is from RefSeq and is a predicted model, not a curated record. Bases 1 to 1296 code for a protein of 431 amino acids. Lineage: Eukaryota; Fungi; Basidiomycota; Agaricomycetes; Corticiales; Punctulariaceae.